Messenger RNA from Ylistrum balloti, 3928 nucleotides. Its product is annotated as SMC5-SMC6 complex localization factor protein 1-like. Gene Ontology annotation, biological process: positive regulation of double-strand break repair. Gene Ontology annotation, molecular function: protein binding. The transcript has 18 exons. The record is from RefSeq and is a predicted model, not a curated record. Bases 58 to 3546 code for a protein of 1162 amino acids. Lineage: Eukaryota; Metazoa; Mollusca; Bivalvia; Pectinida; Pectinidae.
GUGAAGUAAACAUUGAAAUCCACAUCUGAUUCUGAAACUUUUCAAAACGCAACAAAAAUGUCGACAAAACGGAGGACCAGACAGAAUAGCAAACGAGUAUUUCAGCUGUCUGGCUUUGCUGAUGUGGAAAGGAAGGAAAUGGGAAAGAUGAUCACGAGAUUGGGUGGAAUCGACUUCGAUUCUCAGAGUUUUAGGGCAAAUUGCACACAUAUUGUGUGUAAGAAAUUAUCAAGGAGUGAAAAAUUUCUUGGGGGAUGUGCUACUGCCAUGUGGAUCUUGCAUCCAAGUUACAUCCGAGAGUCAUCAAAGAUGGGCCAUUGGCUUGAUGAGAAAUACUUUGACUGGAGCCAGAUUGAUACAGCUGAUGCAAAAAAUGUCCCUGCAGAUAUUAAGGAAGCACCUCGAAGAUGGCGCUAUCUUUUUGAAGUUUUUGGAACAACUGCAUUUGCUGGCUGGAAAACUGCUGUAGUUGUCAGUAGUGCAAAAAAGGCUUCCGUGUAUAAAAGUUUACUGCAUAGUGGUGGGGCUCAGGUGUACAACCUAAAACUGCCUGUCACACAGCCAGAGAAAGUGACCAAUACCCUGACCUAUGUAUUUGCCAAUGAUAAGUGUGCUGUGCACGUAGCUCACCUCAUAGAGUUUGGUGUGCUUUGUCUACAACCAGAUUACAUAGGUGACUACCUCAUCAAGGAUCCCCCUCCUGAUCCACUGGACUAUUUAAUAAAUGUUUCUGAGGAUUCCAUAUUCCUGGAUGUAUCUCAGAAUGACAGGAAUAGUCAGAUGUCAGAUCUAGACCUCACUCAGUCUGGACCACCUAGUAGUGGAAACUCACCAGGGAAAAAGUACCUGUCUCUCCCAGGCCUUACUGAUACAAGUAGUCCUGUAUUAUUACCUCUAUCCACCACCAACAACCAGUUAACAUCAGUGUCAGACCAAAGUCAGAGUAGACCACCCAGUAGUCGCAGGUCACAGGAUAAAGGGAAUCUUUCUUCCUCUGGCUAUAGUUGUUGUCCUAAACAACUUUUACACCAGCCUGAUGAUACUGCCUCUAAUAGCCAAGUAACUUCAAGAACAUACAGAGGAACAAGAAGCAAAAGCAAGGAAGUACUUCCUUCUGUUUGUAUAGAAGUAAAUGUACCUAAUCCCACUCAGCCAGUCCAACUCAGCAACCAAAAGAAACGACAGUUUAGUGAAAUCCUAGGAGUUGAAGAUGCACUGAAGCAACUAAAGAAACUUAAAGUUUCUGAGAGAAGAUUUCUUUGGAAGCCUGUCAGAUGUGUGUUGACAAAUAAUGAAGACCAGCAGCAGCAUGCUGUAAAUGAAAGUCUGGCCAUCAAGUCUUACACAGUUCUGAUGAGGUUAUUACAAGUACACCCACCAACAUCUCCACUCUUCACUGCCCUGUAUAUGAAGUCAUUGACUUUUGCAACUGAAGAGAUAGAAGAUUUAAACAAGCCUUGGCAGUUUAUCAAAAGUGUUACUCAGAAAAUCAUAGAAACACCAAAGGAUUCUAGGAAUCAUGAUUUUAAUCACAAUAUCAUGCUACUGAAGUUCCUGGUUGCUUUACUGGAACAAAAUUUCAAGUUCUGUCUGCAAAGAUAUACUGAAAAUGAAACCAGCACCAAGAAGAUGGUAGGUUGUAUGGUCACUCAGGUACUUUGGCCGGGAACUUCCCAAUUCAUCGUCAAUAACAAGUGCCAUGAACUCCUGGCUUCUCUGAGCAGCUGUCUGUCAAGUGAAUUAGACAUGAUGCAGAAGAUUCAGAUAUUGCCAUUGCUACUGAGUCUGAUAUCGAUGGCUGCAGAAUGUUGUCGACUGACAGAGAAUCUCUUUAGUGACCAUGUUGACAGCAUUCUGACAACUAAAGAGGAAAGAGCGAUUGCAUUUAUACAUGAGUUGUCACGAAAUAUAGAUGUGGGCCACACAGAUGAACAGUUGUUGGAAAUGAUCCUUCACUCCCUUCAGCCAGCCUGGUUAUGCCUUAGUGUGUGUCUUCUCUUACUCAACAAUAUGGAUGAUUACCUGGUGCUGGAAGGGGUCUCUAGGGACAGCGUUGAGAGGAUAUCUCUACACACUAUCGUGAACAAAUACUUUUUCCUUCUGCCAAAACUUCACCUGUGUAAGGGGAACAAUUCUCUGAGGCCAAACACAUCUGUCUUUACUCUGAAGAAAACAACAGAAGUAAAAGAAAAUGAAAGCAUUAACCUCUCUAAAGAGAACAAAGCUGUUAGGAAUGCUUGUAAGGCAAAUAAGCGCAACAUAAAAGGGGAGACAGCACUUCAUAGAGCCUGUAUCAGAAACGAUGUGUUCAGCUUGAGAAAACUGCUCAAGAUUCCAGGAAUAGACAUCAAUGCUAAAGACAAUGCUGGCUGGACACCUCUCCAUGAAGCCUGUAACCAUGGACACAUACAGUGUGUGAAGGAACUACUGAACUUUGUACCCUCAAAAACAGUGGGCUCUUUCUUCAGUUCAGGAGAGAAUCUUUGUAGAAAGGCAGACCUGUUACUAAGUAAUACUGAGGGAGUCACUCCCCUACAUGAUGCUGUCAUGAAUGAGAGACUGGAUGUGUGUUGUCUGUUGCUUCAACAUGGUGGUUGGCCACUUCUGCAAAGUAAGACCAUCAAUAAUCUUACCCCCCAGGACCUGGCAGUAACAACAAAUAUGAGGAACCUGCUGCUUUCUUUUGAAAAAGAGGAACAUAUCAUUAGUUCACAAGGCAGCAACUGUUCUCAGGACAGUCAUGGGCCAAGUGAUUACCUUUAUGACAAGGUACUGGGACAAGAGGGAGCAGAACAGUGUAGCAACCGCGAUGAUUGUGCUAAAUACAUCUGUUUGGUGACUACCACAGUCAGAUCCUAUCUUGAGGCAGCUGAUAUCUCAACACUAAUCUCCCUCACUAGAAGCAUGGAUCCCAGCACAGGAGGCAUUUCAUCACUUAGUGACAGUAUGGUACCUGUGGAAGGGGGUGUGUCCUCCUCCAGAGAUCCCAGCACAGGAGGCAUUUCAUCACUUAGUGACAGUAUGGUACCUGUGGAAGAGUGUGUGUCCUCCUCCAGAAAUCCCAGCACAGGAGGCAUUUCAUCACUUAGUGACAGUAUGGUACCUGUGGAAGAAGGGUGUGUGUCCUCCUCCAGAGAUCCCAGCACAGGAGGCAUUUCAUCACUUAGUGACAGUAAGGUACCUGUGGAAGGGGGUGUGUCCUCCUCCAGAGAAGGUGUGUCAUUGCUGACAGGAGUGGUCAGUGUAUUAAAAGGAGUUACUACCAGUAACACCAAUGAUUGUGAUUUCAAACAAUCAGCAGGAAGUAAAAAUGUAACAUUAGAAAAAGGAAAGCAGGGGUUGACCAACAUUAAUACUCAUUUAGUCGACAGAGUGAAGUCAGACUUGAGGAUUGUAAAAAAAUUAGACCAAUAUGUCCAGCAAUUUGAAAAUCAUGUGAUGAGAAUAAGUUGUCCAGUCGACCAUGCACCACUAAAAUUUCAGAUCAUGUGUUUGUGGUGUUUAGCAGAGUCCAGUGGUAAAUGUAAAUCACAGAUAAUUCCUUAAUACAACCAGACUGUGAUGUGGUACAAUUAUAUAGUUAUCUGGUCAAAUAGGUUUCAUCAAAAAUCACCUGAUAAACAUACGCUUCAGGUUGUUAGCACAAUUGUAUAUCGUAUUCAGAUGUCAAGAUCUUUUUCGUUACUUUUAUAUAUAUUGCUUGCGCCAAAAUUAUUGAAGCAUUAUAACAUGCGUUCAGAUAUGGUCUAAUGAGGUCUUUACAGAAAACUUCCUUCCAAAAAUACCAAGUUUUCAAUUCUUUCAUGUGUUGAGACAGGUAUGUGUUUCAGGUAUUCAAAGUCAAAGAAAAGUUUCUAAUAAUUUUUUGAAGUGUUUCCAAAGUUUUCAUAAUAAAUGUUGAAACAAUAAGUUUUUUCUUUAUUUCUAA